This is a messenger RNA of Babjeviella inositovora NRRL Y-12698, 3820 nucleotides long. RefSeq lists its product as uncharacterized. Lineage: Eukaryota; Fungi; Ascomycota; Pichiomycetes; Serinales. Bases 331 to 3669 code for a protein of 1112 amino acids. Gene Ontology annotation, molecular function: DNA-binding transcription factor activity, RNA polymerase II-specific; RNA polymerase II cis-regulatory region sequence-specific DNA binding. Gene Ontology annotation, cellular component: chromatin. The record is from RefSeq and is a predicted model, not a curated record. Gene Ontology annotation, biological process: regulation of transcription by RNA polymerase II. The transcript has a single exon.
ACCGUGCAUGGUAAAUAGUUCAUCGUGCAUGCAAGUGUACAUAGCAGUGCCAGGCGCGCAUGAAAAAUUAUCGCUAGUAGCUGGACAACUGGAGGGAGAGAAAAAAACAUUACAGUCGAUCCAGGACUGUGAGAUUACAAUCAGACGAGCAGGAAGUAUAUACGGACCCUUUUUCCUGCCAAGAAGUAAAUUGCGCUUCCAUUUUGCCAGAGCAGGGAGAUUCACCUGACAAAAACUGUUCCAAACCACACACUCGUAACAGCUCCCUCAAACAGCAAUUCUAUAGCAGUAAUCGCAUAACUAUUUCAUAACACACCUGCAUAUCACAUCAUGGUCGACACGAGUGAAGUGUCCCCUGGAACACAGACCUACGACCCACCGUUGCAGCCCAUCCCCAAGAAGUCGGCGUUGAUCAAGACCAGCAAGCCCAGACCGCACGUGUGUCCCAUUUGCACGCGCGCCUUUGCACGGUUGGAGCACCUCAAACGUCACGAACGGUCCCACACCAACGAAAAGCCGUUCCAGUGUGCUGCGUGUGGGCGCUGUUUCGCGCGACGCGACUUGGUCUUGCGGCACCAGCAAAAGUUGCACUCGUCCUUGGGAGUGCACACAGUGGAUAGCGACGAGGAGCAGGAUGCGGUGCCGAUGGAACGCAACGACUCGGAGGAAAAAAAGAAGCCUAACAAGGACGAACACAUCAACAUUUUGCUCAACAACACAGACCCCAACCAUCCCUUGCCCCAGGAUAUGCGUGGGUAUGUAGCUCCCGCCAGCGAUCCCCCCUUUGCGUCUUCAUUCCCCAACUCUCCGACCGCUGGUACCCCGUACUUUGCCCCACAGCAGUUCACUCCGCCGUCCACAACCUUUGCUCCGCAGUUCUGUCAGCCGCAGUACUUCACCACCCCCAGUAACACCGGAACUCCGCUUUCAUCCGUGCAGUCGCAGUCCUAUUCCUCGGUGAACCUCGUGGGGUUGGAUUCACCAGUGCACUCCCUUCCUGUGGGGUCACCCAUGGACCGUCCUUUGUUCAAGAGUCAGUAUCUGCGAAACCCAAGCAUGACUAGUCUGGUGCUGGAGGCGACGACACGGCCGGGGUCUUUCGCAGCUCAUGCACCAAUCCCCACGGAAGGGCACCCCCCUGCGCCUGGUGCCAACACGCGUGAUGUGCUUCCACUGCGUACCAAUGCAUUUGACGAACCGCCCCUCAAAAAGCUUGGUCCCUCUGAGCUCUACCGGAGCCGCCAUAACUCCUUUUCCGCCUCUUCGGCCUUCUCCUACACGUCCCGCAAGGAGGCCCGUACGAUGAGACAGGAGCAACAGAGCCACUCGAUUCCUGAAGCACCACACCAGAUCGGCUACGCUUCUCCCCAGCUCACCCCAGCGGCCAACGGCCACGACUUUGACUGCGGCGAACACGGCUUUAGUCUUGAAAAAGAGCAGGGCGCAAACAUGAGCUUGGAUAUCGACAUUCCGGUGCUCCAGCAGUUCUUAGGCUCCGGCGGCGGUGCUGGCUACGACGAAGGCAGCGAGUCGCUUGAAGCGGACCUUAAUCACGACUGGCUCGACGAAUUCAUCAACGCCCCCUUGGACAAUGACCUUCCAGAUCCGUCCCACCACAUUGGAUUCACAGAUCUUUCCUCGCUGUCAUCGACCCCGCACACCCACACUCCGAGCGAGCCCUCCUCGACGUCCACUACCAACUCCGAUGAUAUUCCGUUAAUGUUCCGUAACCGUCAGAUGGAUUUGUUUAAGGAGGUUAAGGAGGAGGUUCCAUCACUCGGACCGAACGAGCUGCGUGCGCAACCGGCAUCUGCGGGUCCCGCAACUGGUAGAGGUCUAUUAACGAGCCACACACAACUCUUCACUCCGGAGCUCCGCGACUCGAUCCUCGCGUCAAACAACCUUCGCGACGAUCAGUUUCCGCCGCUCUCGGACCUCAACCAGUACCUUUACCUCUACGAAAAAGAGUUUGACAAGUACUUUCCGUUCGUACACAUUCCUGCAUUAGUGCGCCCGAAGUGGUUUUUCCCGGACGCGAGUGACGACCCAUUCGAGCACUAUCCGUUACUUCUCUGCAUGGCGGCGGUCGGCGCGUUUUAUUCGUUCCACGCGCGCAAUUCGCUUCUCCUAUACAAUAUCCUGCGUUUCCAGUUGCACGCAUUCAUGGAGAAGCGCAAGAGCUUCAACCACCAGACGAUUCCGCUCUGGAUCACACAAAGCGCGAUCUUGCACGCGUUUUUGGGAAACUUCAACAACAACAGCCACGAGGUGGCGUAUGACACCACGCGCCAGAUCCACAGCUUGAUAGGGCUUAUCAAGGCGACCGCGUUAACGGAGCCGUGGGAAAAGUUUGCAAUGCCGCCGCCGGUGUUGGACUCGCAGCGCAAUGACUCGGCUGAGACGCUAUUCGCAAGCUACGCAUACUUUGUGGUGGCGCAGUCACGCGUGCGCACGGUUCAUGUCGCGCUUAUGCUAUCGAUCUUCCUCCUGACACUCUUGGAGGCGCCGGUGCCGCUCGAGGCGCGCGACAUCCGAUGCGGUUCGCCGUGCCGAGUGGAAGCGUUGUGGAAGGCGCAGGAUCCCGCCGCGUGGGGGGUACAGCUCCAAAUACACCACUAUGUGCUCGAUUCGAAGUACUCGCUCAUCCAGCUCUCUAACGGCGAGCCGUUUGACCACGUAAUGGAGCAGUUCGAGAACUACCACCACUGCGACCAGCAGUUGUCGUUCAAGACACUCCUCUCGAUGCUCAUGUGUGUGAGUGAAACCAUCAUCAACGAGCGUGACAAGCUGAAGCGUGACGAGUCGAACUCGAUCAUCAAGGCUGCAAAGUGGCGUUUGAACCAGCGUCCGCAGAUUGAGACUCUCUUGCGUGCGUGGGAGAUGGUGUACGUGCGCAACGGCGGCUUGCUCAUGGUGAACGACUCGAAUAUCCACAUGCUCACGCAGGUGCCGGUGGUGAAGCUCAUCCUUCCGGUGCUCUCGCUCGCCAAGAUCAAGCUCAGUAUCGACCUCACGCCGGUGAUGCAGAAGGCGUUUGUCAAGGACUGGGAUGGCAUGAGUGCGGAUUUGAAGCGUUUGGAUAACGACAGUGAGGCGUUGCGCGAGAGCAACGGCUACUCGUUAGACAUCAUCCAGGUGUGGAUCGACAAUAUUUCGAUCGUCAACAACGCAGAGAGAUCGGCAGUGCGUACACCGAUCUUUUUCCUCACCUGCAUCUUUGCCGCGGUGCUCAUCACCGCUGAGUACGUGUACUCGGUCGAGCAGUGGGCCCACGCGUACCUUCGUGCACAAAGCAGUUUGUCGUUGAAUCCGGUUGACCGCGCGGCGUGGCUCCGCGCGGAAAAGGUGUUGCGUGGUGUCGAAGAGAUGAUUUCGCGAAACUCGCGCGUAUCGUACUCCGAAUACUUGCGCCGCGAAGCCAAGGGCGCGUUAGACAUGGGCAAGUUGGAUGACGAUUUAAUGGCGUUGGCGUUGGAUCCGGAUACGGAUUUAACCCGGCUUGCCUCCACGAUUGCCUCGUCGCGCUUGUCCACGCGCGCCUUGUCGCUUGGCGUGCGCAUCUUGGGUGACGCACCGGUCUGGCCUGCGGCGAUGUUGUUUGCCGAGGGAUUGAAGGCACGCGCGAUCUGCAUUACAAGGGAAAAAGAUGCAAGCUGUACCAGCAGUUAGCGACGUUUUAAUUUCACUCUGCCGAUUAUGCGUUGUAUGUCUAAUCGAUUUAUGUUUUUGCUUACAUCUAUUGCUCCUUGUGUGGCUAUUUGCUCCCACCAUUUCAUCAUAUAUUUUGGGUUACGACUGUAUGAGGCGUGCCUGUUUUCCU